AUGUCUGACAAUGACCCACACCCCCGCACGAAGAUGAACAACGAAUUGCAGAGGAUAUAUGGUCCCUCUGCACAAGACCAUGUCACGUGGGAUGUCCAUUCGCAAGGCCCUCCCAAUGCUUUGACGUGGUAUGCGACCGUCUACAUUGAUGAUAUAAAGCACGGCGAUGCUGCAUCCAAAACCAGAGGUGGUGCUCAAGACGAGGCUGCGAGACAGGCAUAUAACUGGCUGAGGAAUGAACCAUCCCGUCGAUGA
Molecule: messenger RNA, 255 nt
Organism: Suillus discolor
Lineage: Eukaryota; Fungi; Basidiomycota; Agaricomycetes; Boletales; Suillaceae
Exons: 3
Coding region: 1-255 (84 amino acids)
Source: RefSeq, a predicted model, not a curated record